AUGUACCCCUGCAAAAUUGAUCUGAAGGGCAACCCCAAGAAAGGAGCUACAAAACGUUCUAAUACUAUCCUCACAGCAUAUGGGGGAUCCAAGUUACACCACCAUGGCACCGUCACCAUUGAUUGCGAAUUCAAAGGCAAAAGAUCUGCUGCACAGUUCUAUGUCACAGACACACAAGGCCCUGCUAUCAUUGGCCUACCAACGUUGAUUGACCUCAACCUUGUGAAAUUCAAUUGUGCCAUACUCAAACAAGUGUUACACAGCAACACACUAUGGUCCACCACAAGAACCCCUGAGCAACCACCACUAACCCCCGAACGACCACCAAUACCCAAACCAAUAAAGAGCAAAGAAGAUUUGAUAGAUCAAUACCCAAACUGUUUUAAUGGCAUAGGAAAAUUCGAAGGAGAAUACCACAUAACCACCGACCCAUCAGUCCCACCUGUUAUCCACCCUCCGCGAUGA
Paramuricea clavata is the source of this 465-nucleotide messenger RNA. The record is from the annotation of a GenBank genome assembly. NCBI's taxonomy places the organism in Eukaryota, Metazoa, Cnidaria, Anthozoa, Malacalcyonacea, Plexauridae.